This is a messenger RNA of Exaiptasia diaphana, 2910 nucleotides long. RefSeq names its product acetylcholinesterase. The record is from RefSeq and is a predicted model, not a curated record. NCBI's taxonomy places the organism in Eukaryota, Metazoa, Cnidaria, Anthozoa, Actiniaria, Aiptasiidae. The coding region runs from base 33 to 1778 and encodes 581 amino acids. The transcript has 8 exons.
UAAGUCAUUAGCUUCAGCGUCUUGGAGAUAACAUGUUGGAAAUCGCCUUCCUUCUUGCUAUUGGAGCUGUAGUGGCCCCUUUGGCCAACUCCUUUGGAUUGGCCCCUGUGGUAAAGAUCGACAGUGGCCAAGUUCGAGGCUACACUGGAGUMGUAAACAACACUGGYGGGCUYRMAGUCAGAGGAUACCUUGGUAUUCCGUUUGCACAGGCAAAACGAUUUGAGGCCCCAGAGCCUCCCAAAUCAUGGAGUGAUAUUAAAAACGUGAUGGCARUGGGMAAAGUCUGCCCACAAGCSAUWGGUCCGMUUGGUGCCCCAUCAGUGGCAGACGUCAGCGAAGAUUGUUUAAACCUCAACGUAUUUCUUCCGGACAACAUAACGAGCUCUGACCGUUUGCCCGUUAUGGUGUGGAUCUACGGCGGUGGGUUUACUGUGGGYUCMAAUCGUAUAUAUGAUGGUAGCUUCCUCGCAACACUUGGUAAAGUAGUCGUUGUAGUCAUCAACUAUCGGGUGUCGGUCUUCGGGUUUUUAACCAAUGGUAAAGACGGUGAUAUCAAGGGUAACUAUGGUAUGUUGGAUCAGGUUGAGGCACUGAAAUGGGUCMAGAAAAACAUCGCAGCGUUUAAUGGUGACCCCAAUCAAGUUACCAUAUUUGGAGAGUCUGCUGGGGGUGCCAGUGUAUCUUUGCUGUUGUUAUCAAAGCUUACCAAGGGACUUUUUCAACGAGCUAUUCCACAAUCUGGAGAUGCAUCAGCUGGCUGGGCUAGUGGAACCUAUGAGAGCCGUACCAAAUCAAUGAAGUUAUUUGCUGACAAAGUUGGAUGUCACGAUGAUCUUAGAAAACUACGAGAUUGCUUGAAGCUCAAGGACGUCAUGGAAAUCAUAAAUCCAUCUAUUACAAUUCCUGGAUGGCUUCCUGUCAUCGAUGGUCAUUUUCUUCAUGAUGACCCAAUGGUCCUGUACAAAAAAGGAGACUUCGAGAAAUACAACAUUAUGAUGGGUGUGACAAACGACGAAGGAACAGUCGCUACCAAUGCUGCUGGAGCUUUGGGUGCAGGUUUAAACGUAACCAAUGGUGUUUCAAGAAAAACUUUCCUCGCCUUACUCAGACUAGGAGGAUUGAAUUCUGUAAUACCAGAUCCAAAAUCGGUUUUGAUAAAUGCUACCAUCCACCAAUACACUGACUAUAACAACGUAUCAAGCCCCAUCACAAAUCGUCGUAUGUACGUGGAUAUGAUGGGUGACAUAGGAUUUGUGGCUCCUGCUAUAAGGGGUGCCAAUGCAUAUGCUAAGAAGAAAGCACCAACCUAUUUCUACUCUUUUGAUCAUCGCUAUGGUGAUGAUAUCAUGGGUUUCAAAGUUGCACCUUGGGUGAGGGCUUAUCAUGGAGCAGAUGUCACCUUUGUAUUUGGAGUUCCGCUUUUGAAUAGCUCAACGACACCGACGGACGUAAAUUUUACUCUUGACAUUAUUAAAUUAUGGACUAAUUUCGUUAAAUCAGGAGAUCCAAACAAACCAGAUAGUUUGGGCGUUACUUGGCCUGCAUACACGCUGGAGGAACAGAAAUACAUGUCAUUGAAACCCAACAUGGCGGUCAACAGUCACCUUCGUAGUGAUUAUAUGUCAUUCUGGAACUGGUUCAUUCCCGAAGGUCUCCGUGCGAACGCGAAACCUGGACCGUGUCCUACAUGCAAACCGCUUGCGUGUGGUAGAGCUGAAGACAGAAAGGUUACAGCUGGCUUGGUUCUUUUGUUAUCAUUGCUUUAUAUCUGGUUUUAAGUGUACACUACAAUGAUCACGUUUUUCUUACUCCGGCGCUUAACGAUUAGAAUAUAAUGCUUAUGAAACUAACUGUUCGUCAUUGUGAGAUAUYGUACAUUCACUUUGAAUUGUUAGUGAUACACUACCUUGAGCUUUUCUCCCUGUCAGUUUGAGAGACGUUUUCAAGGGCGGUUAAAGAGUAGAAAUACUAGUUGCAAGCUGUGUGCAUUUUUCUUCAAUACGCGAGACRUAUCAAAGCAAUGCAGUAAGUGCAAUACAGUCAACACUCGCUAUUACGGACACCCUCGGACCGUUAUUUAGUGUCCGCAGUAACGAAAGUACGUAAUAACGAGAGUUACUUUCAGUCAUUUCUUUGUAUUUUUCGCCGGGKAUUYAGUAUUUUACUGUCCGCAAUACCGAGGUGUCCGUUGUAACGGGGUAUCCGCAAGGUGAGAGUUGACUGGAAAGGUUUUAACUUAAUAAAGUUCACUCGCUCUCUGAAUGACAUCAUAACUUGGCUAUCAUGGCCAAAAUCAUCAUGAUCAUUCUCUUCGCGUCAGGAGGCACAUAAGACCAUAAUGAUCAAUGUACACACCGCUAMGUGUAGAUAUUUGUCUUUUAAUCAUUAUUAUCCCGUGUAGUUUAUUGUUUAUAUAUUUGUAACAAGUGUAUUUACGUAAUUCAGCUCCCAAGUUUAUCUUAGCAUCUGCAAUGUUAUUUUGUUUUAAUAAAGUUCUAUAAAGUUCUUUAUAAAGCUCUGGGCGGUAUGUCAUAUUUACAUAUGAACGAGAAACACCAACAGUAGAGCGGAUUUCGUAUGAGUGGGAAACCGUUACCGCACGGUUACCGCACAGUUACCGGACCUGGCCUUCACAAUUUUGGCGAACCAAAGGGGCACUAGAAUUUGGUUACAGUACGAUUACGGUCACAGUACAGUACCGUCCGUUUCCCACUCAUACGAAAUCCGCUCUAGUAUCAGUGCACACAAAUAACUCCAAAUCUGUUUUCUUGACAUUGCUUAGAAUCAAGAGCUGCAUCUCUUAAUUUAUAUCUUUCAUCAUAUCUCUCUCCAACUGAGUGUCUGAGGUUCAUCUUUAGCGGUACAGUUUAACACUACAAUGAUGGUUAAUGAUGGUUUGACAUCAAACAC